Phalacrocorax carbo (great cormorant) is the source of this 3670-nucleotide messenger RNA. NCBI's taxonomy places the organism in Eukaryota, Metazoa, Chordata, Aves, Suliformes, Phalacrocoracidae. The record is from RefSeq and is a predicted model, not a curated record.
GCUGCGCCGCGCCCCAUGCGCCGCUGCUGCCCGGCUCUCUGCAUCAGCGCCAGCACCACCAGCAGCGGGAGCAGCAUGCUGCUGAUAUCGCCGCCCCCCUCCCGCCCGCCGCUCUUGGUGCUGGUGCUGCUGCAGCGCCGCCCGCUUCUGCCUCCGCCGCACAAGAUGGCGGCCGGUGGGAGCGGCGGGGGCCCCGGGGGCCUCUCCUCCUCCUGCCCGCAGUCGCCGCCGGGUAACGGCGCCACCGCCUGCACCAACGGCGCCCCCCCGUCACCUCCCGGCCUCACCUACAACCAGUGCGGUGCUGCCAACCCGGCGGUGAGCGGCGGCGGCGCAGGGGGCCCGGCGGCGGCGGCUGCGGGGGUGGCGGGGGCCGCCGGGGGGGCGGGCGGCCCCGGCGGGGCGCUGCAGCGGGAGCCGGUCUAUAACUGGCAGGCGACGAAGCCGACCGUGCAGGAGCGUUUCGCCUUCCUCUUCAACAACGAGGUGCUCAGCGACGUGCACUUCCUGGUGGGGAAGGGCCGCGGCUCGCAGCGCAUCCCGGCGCACAGGUUUGUGCUGGCUGUGGGCAGUGCAGUCUUCGAUGCGAUGUUUAAUGGUGGAAUGGCCACAACUUCUACAGAGAUCGAGCUGCCUGAUGUAGAGCCUGCUGCCUUCCUAGCUCUGCUGAAAUUUCUUUAUUCAGACGAAGUUCAGAUUGGACCAGAGACUGUUAUGACAACGCUUUACACAGCUAAAAAAUAUGCAGUUCCAGCCCUUGAAGCUCACUGUGUGGAGUUCCUGAAAAAAAACCUCAGAGCGGACAAUGCAUUCAUGCUGUUAACACAGGCAAGACUUUUUGAUGAGCCUCAGCUGGCCAGCCUUUGCCUAGAGAACAUAGACAAGAACACAUCAGAUGCCAUCAAUGCAGAGGGGUUUACAGACAUCGAUCUGGACACCCUGGUUGCGGUGCUGGAGAGGGAUACCCUGGGGAUCCGGGAGGUUCGUUUGUUUAAUGCCAUGGUUCGCUGGUCGGAGGCUGAGUGUCAACGGCAGCAACUUCAGGUGAUUCCAGAGAACAAGCGGAAAGUACUGGGCAAAGCGCUUUCUCUUAUCCGCUUCCCAUUGAUGACUAUUGAGGAGUUUGCAGCAGGGCCUGCCCAGUCGGGAAUCCUCACGGACAGGGAAGUGGUGAGCCUGUUCCUCCACUUCACAGUGAACCCGAAGCCGCGGGUGGAGUUCAUCGACAGACCACGCUGUUGCCUGCGGGGGAAGGAGUGCAGCAUCAGCCGUUUCCAGCAGGUGGAGAGCCGCUGGGGGUACAGUGGGACUAGUGACAGGAUAAGGUUCUCAGUAAACAAAAGGAUAUUUGUAGUUGGGUUUGGAUUAUACGGAUCCAUACAUGGGCCAACGGAUUACCAAGUAAAUAUACAGAUCAUCCACACGGACAGCAACACAGUCCUGGGGCAGAACGACACAGGGUUCAGCUGUGAUGGAUCAUCAAACACUUUCCGGGUCAUGUUCAAGGAACCUGUUGAGAUUUUACCCAAUGUCAACUACACAGCAUGUGCUACUCUAAAGGGUCCAGAUUCCCACUAUGGAACCAAAGGACUGCGCAAAGUGAUCCAUGAAUCGCCAACAACGGGAGCCAAAACCUGCUUUACGUUCUGUUACGCGGCUGGGAAUAACAAUGGCACUUCCGUGGAGGAUGGACAAAUCCCAGAGAUCAUCUUCUACACAUAGUGCAGCUGUGGAGCUGGCUCUGGACUCUUCUGUUCUCUUCCCUGUGACCUUCCAAACUAAAUUUCUGGCUGAGUUUGACCACACCAAUUGGAGCCACACUAGCCAAAGGUCUCAGUAAAAUCAUUUCUGAGCUCAUGUUUUGCCUAGUGCUAGUGAUUCUGCUGCUAUCACAUGCCAGACUAACUGGUAUUCCAGUAUCAUUUGUAGGUUGUCUGUGGCUAGUUGUUUUUCACUUUACUGAUUAAUCCUAUCUAACAACAUCCAUUUUUUUUGACUGUAAUGAAUGUAGAUGCUUUUCCACCGGUCAGAAGCAUGGAAACGAGUGGCUCUGGUUGUGGUUAUCCUUGCUGUGAGGAGAUAAUCCUGCAGAAAGAUACAGUUGAGGGCCGUGUGGCCCAUCCUUUUCUGCUCUGGCUCAGCGGUCGAGGUGAGACGGUUUGCCUGAGCAGGGCUUGGCCAGCCCGUGCCUGGUGCCUUCCCUCCCACCGGCCAUGGCACGUGCAGCCGCCUUCAGAAAAUUACAGAAAGUGACCUUUUCCCUGAGGCUCUGCUGUUUCAGCACUACAUGCUCUUGAGGGAGACGUCAAAGCUGAGAGGCGCCUCUGGAGGGACUGCGGCGUUUUCAUGCUAUUCUCACUAAUUUGUGACAAUCCUUUACCUUGGGCAGUUGGUGACAGCGAAUUGCCCUCCCCUGCGGACGGCCCAUGGACUCGGGGAGGGGCAGUGGCUUGGCCGGAGAGGCUCUUCCCUCCCCUGUGUGCAGGCUGCCACGCUGGGGCCUGUGGGUGCUUCUUUCAAACUCCGUAGCGUGUUUCAAACGAUGAGCACUCCUUGGCUAACCCCCAUGCUGCCUUCCGCAGCAGGGUACCCCUACUAGUCAUUACUGUGCUAAUCAAAUUCUUUGCAGAUAGCGCCGGGGUUUGUCAGUUGAAACAAGCAAGGGAACUUGCCUCGCCUGGCACCCCCGGCUCCUGGGUGUUGCUGCUGCUUUCAUGCACGUUUCAAUGCAUUUUCUCUUUGUUUCUGUGCAUUGCUAACCUACCCCGGGCUGCUUCAGAGCGUGCCGCCCUGAUGCAAAAUAGGGAAGAGGCUUGAUACGCAACUGCCUGUAACUGAAUAAUGCAGCAGAUGGACGAGGAUUUAUGAAACAGUUCAGGAAAACAAAGAUUCUUCUGUUUGCCAGUGUCUGUUUGCACAGCCUGCCUGUUUGGAAAGGCGCGGGAGGAAGAUGUGGGAUUUAUGAAUCUUACCUGGCUUUGGGCCGUUGAGCUCAGUAAUCUUGAAGACGACCCUUCUUACCUGUUCAGGGCCAGUUGCUUUUCCCCGUGAGCAGGUACGACUUCAGCUGGGCAGGGAAGGCUCCAUCCUGCCGGGGAGGCUGUAGGGGGCUUGGACUUGUGGCUGCCCGACCAGCCUCACGCUCGCUGCCUGCUGAUGAAGACAAGAGUAUUUCCUCCCCUUCCUCCACAGAGGAGACUGUAAGGACAGGACCGCCUGGCCAGAGCCUUCCGAAGCCUGCGUGGGACUUGCUGGCAGGGGUGGUGCUGCCCCAAAGCUGAGGCUCCCCUUUGCAAGCCUCCCCCUCUGCUCCAGGUGCACAAACCAUCGUAACUCACUGGGCAGCAGUUGCCACUUUAUUUAGCUGCUGGAAGUUAAAACCUGGUUGUCCUUCGCUGGUGCGGAUGGCUCGGUGCCUGCUCACUCACUGGGAAAUAGCAUCUCCUCCUCUUGCUCCCUCCGGUCAGGUCCGUGGCCAGGAAUCUCCUCAUCAGCCGGGCAGCAGUAAUGCUGUCGGGAAUGCCCUGCACCUCCUAACCAGUAGCUGUUAGAGAUGUCAAUAGUGUGUUAAUGUUCUCUGGGAAGACGUUGUAAGAUGUGUAUAUUGUAAGCCUGCUUUGAGGUAGGAUGUUUUUAAUAUGGCCAGUACUGAAAAAAAAAGGGGGGGGGA